Molecule: messenger RNA, 952 nt
Organism: Toxorhynchites rutilus septentrionalis
Lineage: Eukaryota; Metazoa; Arthropoda; Insecta; Diptera; Culicidae
Product: enhancer of split malpha protein-like
Exons: 1
Coding region: 199-702 (167 amino acids)
Biological process (GO): sensory organ development; Notch signaling pathway
Source: RefSeq, a predicted model, not a curated record
CUUUCGGAAAUCACACUCAGUUCACCAUUCGAUCUGUUCACAAGUGCAUUCACUUACGAAACAAACGCUUUCAAAGCUUUUAAAACGAACAUCACAAGUUCUCAAAAUCAUCAGAAAAACAUUCGAUAAAAUUCGAUCUCAGUGCCGUAGUGCUCAGUGCCAUCAACAACAGCAAAAAAAACAAACAAAUCAGUGAAAAUGCAUUCCCACGGAUACAACGUUGUGCACAGCAACAACAGCAUCAACGAAAACAAAUACAACAACGAGAAGCUGAUGAAGUCCUCGCCAGUGUACAAAAUCAAGAAAAUCCUGAAGCCAAUCGCCGCUCUGCUCAAGAGCAAGAAGGCCGACAAGCAGCAGAAGGAACAGGAACACUUCUACGUUCCCGAGAACCAGUUUGUCCCGGAUUACGACUACGACAACAGUGCCAACGAGCGGCUCGAGUCUCAGCUACUGGCUGAGAUCGCCGAGUGCCAUGCCAACGCUGCCAUCUUCGUCUACGAGGAUAACCAGGUCCACAUCCAGCCCGUCCAGCCCGAGGAGCAGUACGUCCCGGUGCACUUCGCCCGCACCGAGGCCGGUACCUUCUUCUGGACCACCACUGCCCGUGAGGCCGAUAGCGACCUCAUCCCGGCCUGCAAGUGCGCCUCCGAUCUCCAGCUCCCUCAACAGGAGUUCUGCGAUAGAUGGGCCCAAGCUUAAAUCCCCGAGCGCUUCCUCCGAGCUUCGUUUUUUGUUGACUCACUCCGGCUACUCGAUCCUGACUGAUACUUACAACAAAAUCAUGAUCUCUUCCAUUAGUUAGUGCGUAGGAAUUAAGGGACAAGCUUUAAUAGGUUAAUAAGUUGGCAGCUUUAAUUUUAAUUGUGAUAUUAGAAAUCUAAGGCUAAUUGUGAUCCAAUGUCUUCCAUUGUUUAUCUUUAAAAAAAUAUACAUAAGAAAGCAAAGCAAA